Rhipicephalus microplus (southern cattle tick) is the source of this 3408-nucleotide messenger RNA. RefSeq lists its product as uncharacterized. NCBI's taxonomy places the organism in Eukaryota, Metazoa, Arthropoda, Arachnida, Ixodida, Ixodidae. The record is from RefSeq and is a predicted model, not a curated record.
CACUCGAUGGCGGCGCUUUCGCGCGUAGCAGACGACGCAUGUUUUCGCAAUGAAUUGGACCGGUGGAGCGAGAACAAGGGUGCAGAGAAAGCUAAAGCAGAAGGCACAACAGGAGUUCUUUCGGAAGCAGCGCUUGCAGAACACGCUGGAGGCGCGCAACAACCCGCCGUGGCCUGAUGCUAGGAGGAGCAAGGACCUCCAACGCAUGGACAUGUAUUCCAGGCUGCUAGCGCCAACGUCGUCUGCGCUGAACAAGGAAGCUUCUAACCUGACACGCUCGGAGUAUUUGCAAGACGGGAAUAGUGAGGACCCCUGCCCAACCAUGGAAGAGGUCAAUCAAGAACAAAGGAGCCAAGGCAGUUACUAUGAUCCAGAAUGGCUUGAAGUGAGCUGUGAAGAGAGGCGAACCCCCAUAACAAUCCCACAGUACACCAGUGAUAACGACGGCCUCAUACCCGGCAUCGACUAUCCAGAAGAGAACCCUCCAGAGACACCGCUACUAUUUCGGCCCAACCACGCAAAUGUACUGCGUAAUGACCAGCCCGCCACCUUAGAUCCCAUGUUUACUUCGCCAGAGAAUGCCGAGCCCAACGAAGAGCCGAUGCCCAUUUUUCCAGUAGACGAGCCCAAGACACCAUCAGGUGAGGUGGGCGCUUGAAGCCGCAGCCGCAAGCCCAGCGAUCAUGGAGCUUACGGAGCAGCGACAUUGCCUCAUGUUCUUCGCUGACACCAGCCACUACUGUAUCGUACAGAGAUUCACCAAGUGAUAGCCGUUUAUCAGCGAUGGUACAAAACUACCUUGACGAUGCGGCAGCCAACAAGCGAGAGCCAGUCAGCCUGCGACUUACCCCUGCACGAGGCCGCGGCACGGUACGGCUCGGCCGUCAGCUGAGGUCCGGCAUUCAAGACACACCACCCAACCGUGCUUCACCGCUUAGCAUCCACAGGUUUAUCGAUGAGACACCAGCAAACAGAAGAACCAGUAUCCUCCAGCACAACAGGCCCCAACAAGAAGAAAGAACACCUCUACAAGCAUUACAGCAGACCAGAAGAGUGGCGAGCUCCUCAAACAGUGCAUCAUCAUGUCUGGCAGUCAACCAGGGUGCAACGGUCAAGAGGCGAGAAACUGUCGACCUCCAGCGAUCAGAUGUACGGGAUGCUGAGAGUUUGCAGUCCAGCCAUCAAGCAGCUACGAACGUUCCCAGCAGUGACAUACAGCGGGUCCUCAAUGUCGUGCCGCAACUUCCCACAAGGCGUAGCAAAACACGAGAGGGAACAGAAAAUGGGGCUGAACUCGACAACGUCCCUAUCACAGCCUUCACAGCUGCCAAAGGGAUGUCCAAGCAACCCCCAAAAACGAAACUACACCGAUUGAAAUUACAGAUACCCCCGACUCGGCGAAAAACAAAAGGAACACACGCAAGUACACCACACUGCCGAUCGAGGAUUAGGAACUCCAAUGUCUAGUCUUCAUCACAGAGAACCAAUCUCUGCAGUCUACACACCAGCCACCAAACCAGAAGGAACAACCACUACAUCCACUAAAGUCGCAUCGACUCCCCACCAACAGCCAAAUGUGCGAGAGGAAGGCCAGAGUCGAGCUAUUUUUAUGACAACAGAAUCCAUGACAGCAUUCAAGAGACGACAAGAAAGUCUACAGAGAGGACAGUGAUGCAUCCAAGUAUGACGGAAGUGCGAGACAUGGACGGCUUCUACAAGAGCGCCUGGGUCCUCCAGCUCCAGCACGCUCACCACCAGCUGUACAUGGAGGAAAUCAAGGCCCAGGUACUGUACAAGCCACCCGAUCGUUUCUCAAUCAUGUCCGCUUUCGAAGAUGCUGACGACCACUUCGCCGGACACAAGUCCCGAAGAUCAUCAUUGCGGUACAAAACUCUCGACGACGAACUCAAGGUCCUUUCGACAGAAAACUCGCCCAUUAGUCAAAGUGCGAUGAAAGACGCUAAGACGGUUCGUAAUGCACAGCGACAACUAAGUGACAAGCAUGACCAAGACACCAUUUGUUUUGAAAAAACCAGCGAUAGGAAAAUACCUUUAGUGGAAACAGGAGGACAUGCACUCUCAAGCUCGGGCAUACACCGGUGCGACAUUGUACCUGAACAUUCUGAACAUUCCACUUCGGGUGCGGAGACGAUGCCCGAUACCAGGCCAUGUUCACCGAAGGAAACUGACAAGCCGCAACUCGCACGACAAGUUUGCAGUCAAGAAUCAGACAUGCAAAGCAACUCCAGCUUUCAAGCCUCAAAAAGCGCAAGUCAAAAAGGAGUUGUAGUCAAAAAGGAAGAGGGUACCAUGACCAGCCCUAACCCUUACCACACGACCCCUAGUGAUGCGCAACAGACACACUCUACAGACUUGACAACAGAAGACUCGACAUGCACACCACGUAUGCAUCGCUGCAGCUGCAGUGUUCCCAAGACCGACAAAACUUGUCAGAUUCAACCGGAGGUCACCGACGCGGCCACUUGGUACGACGAAAAGAUCGUGCCGGAUCAGUUACAAGCUGGCGACCAUGCAUCUGUACACAUAACGGCCGACGACGAGCAAUUAUGAAGGUGGUCCGGUACACAUAAGCGAGAAGCGGCUAGCCGCACAUGUAUAUAUUGUACAGCUCCAUUUUGAUAAGCGCCAACAGUCUGCAUUAGUCCUUAAUACCACAAACAAGUCUGUUCUGGUUUUUAAGCAGAAGCAAAAGUUACAGUAAUGCUUUUUCUCCAGAAAAUCUAGCUUACGACUGCUAGGCUUUGUUCACAUGGCUGGCACAGAUACUGCAGUCAUGAUACAGCAUUUUUUUUUCACUGCUUUUGCUUUCAAAUGGACACUGGCAACGUAAGGACUGCUGCCUAGUGCCCUUGGCAACACGUUAUAAAAAACCAUUGAGAGACCACUGCCUCGCCAGAAACGCAAGUACUGCGAUAAAUUUGACAUGUUUGUGAAUCGAGCCUCAGUCCUACAGAAACUUACUCUAAUACUAUCGCAUCAAGCUCUCAAACCAUAAUGUAGUUAGGUCUGAACGUGGCAAUGCAUCUUAUGUGUUAAUUUUUUUCGCUGAAGUAUGAAAGACGUCUUCAUGAAAGAAGUCGGUCGUGCCACAUCGCACCUCUUCAAAAAAAAUGACAGCAAGACCAGAGACGCACGUUUGCGAAGUGCUUUUAAUGCCACGCAACGUACAGGUAUACACAAGAAAGAGUGUACAAAGCUGUCCGUGAACCGACAAGACAAAAACAAGUGCACGGGAAACUAUUGCUGCCGCAUUGAACAAUGCAUCCGGUAGUCGGGAUUGUGCCUACGGAGGAGACGUGGCUGCCACGGGCGACGCCUUUUUUUUUUUUUUUUUUUCCGAAAGCGGCUUUACUAUUUCGGUUUGCUGUAAUAAACCGUUUGCCUUCA